Molecule: messenger RNA, 1192 nt
Organism: Cynara cardunculus var. scolymus (artichoke)
Lineage: Eukaryota; Viridiplantae; Streptophyta; Magnoliopsida; Asterales; Asteraceae
Product: desmethylxanthohumol 6'-O-methyltransferase-like
Exons: 2
Coding region: 65-1159 (364 amino acids)
Biological process (GO): methylation
Molecular function (GO): protein dimerization activity; S-adenosylmethionine-dependent methyltransferase activity; O-methyltransferase activity
Source: RefSeq, a predicted model, not a curated record
AGAAUGUGGUUCUUCAAGAUUUUCAUCCAUAACUCCAUUGAAGGCUGCAAGGUUCUUGACACUCAUGAUGAUGAUGAUGAUGAAGAAUACCCUGGAUGAAACAGAUGGUGAUGCAAUCUUGAAAGGCCAGGCACAAAUAUUACGCUACAUAUAUGGUGUUCUUGAUGGCAUGGCUUUAAGAUGUUGUGUUGAGCUUCGUAUAGCUGACAUUAUAAGCAAUCAUGGUCGUCCUGCCACUUUGUCUGAAAUUGCUAGUGGCAUCAACUCUCCUUCAAUAAACAUGGAUGGGCUUGGCCGACUCAUGAGGUUCUUGGUUUAUAAAAAGGUGUUUGAUGAAAUGCCUGAACCAGAAAAAGGAAUGGGAGAGGGAGAAAAAGUUUACUCACUGAACUAUUGUUCUAAGUGGUUGUUAUUGGAUACAAAUGUGACAUUGGCACCCACGGUUAUGAUGCGGACGGACCCAUCAAUGGUCUUGCCCUUGCAUGUACUGAGCCGAUCCAUCAAAGAAGGUGGUACAACCUUUAAAAUGACUCAUGGAGAAGAAAUGUUUGAUUUUUCUCAUCAUAACUCAGAAUUCAAUAGGAUCUUUAACGAGGGCAUGUCGUGCAGUGCUAAGAUCACCUUAGAUGUGAUCAUAUCGAAAUACAAGAAUGGAUUUCUUGGGUUGAAAGGAAGCGUCGUUGAUGUUGGCGGUGGUACUGGGGUGGCAAUUUCUGAGAUUGUGAAGACAUAUCCACAUCUUAAAGGGAUCAACUUUGAUUUACCUCAUGUUAUUUCCACGGCACCAACAUAUGAUAGGGUUACCCAUGUCCCUGGGGACAUGUUUAACACCAUUCCUCCUACCGAAACAAUAUUUAUGAAGUGGAUUUUGCACGAUUGGAGUGAUGAAGACUGUAUCAAGAUUCUUACUAACUGUCGAAAAGCGAUAUCUAAAGAAUGUGGAAAAGUUAUUAUUGUGGAAGUAGUUCAGAAUUCCACUGAAGAUGAUUUUUUCGAUGACACACGUCUUACAUACGAUUUGGUGAUGUUUUCACACUUUUCUGGAGGAAGAGAACGAACAGAAAGUGAAUGGAAGAAGCUGCUUGAAGAAGGAGGCUUUUGUCGUUACAAUAUUAUCAAGAUUCCUGCAAUUCAGUCGAUCAUCGAGGCUUUUCCAUAGUAACAUUAUAUGUUCAAUUUAAUGUUUUAACAU